This is a messenger RNA of Caenorhabditis sp. 36 PRJEB53466, 2432 nucleotides long. NCBI's taxonomy places the organism in Eukaryota, Metazoa, Nematoda, Chromadorea, Rhabditida, Rhabditidae. The record is from the annotation of a GenBank genome assembly.
AUGAAAAAUAAAAAAGAUUACUUCCUCCUCACCUACCUGUUUUUCAGGGAGUUAGUAUCAGAAGGCACACGUCUCGACGAGGCGCUGCAUACUUGCGAUCAAAUCGAAAAGUUGGCCGAGAUCGGAAGGGAGGUCGACAUUUUUUCGGUGCAGACGAGGAUUGUGGAGAAAGAGGAGCUUUUGGGGCGGAUGAACAAAGAAAGGAAUGUGAAGAGUCAAAGGAUCGAAGUGCUCACCGAGCUGGUGACGGUCAAGAAGGCCAAUUUGGCGACGUGGCGGACCGAAGAGGAGGCGUUGAAGGGGACCGUCGAGGCGAUGGUUUCGGUGGGACCGCACUUCGAGUUAAUGUUCCUGAAUCCAAUCGAUUCGUUUAGGGUCCUCAAGAAGAGUUCCGAAAGUGUGUCGAGGAGCUUCUGAAAUUCUCAAAUGCCGACAUCAAAACCAUGGCCAAAAUCACAAAGCCGUCGAUCGGAAUUCGACUGUGUUGUGACAUGCUUCGCACGAUUUUCGAUCCCAACUUCAAGCCCAGUAAGUUUUGACGUCUCACGAGGACCAACGGAAACAUUCUCAGAACGUCACGCGGCCGAAACGUGGCAGGAGACUGUGAAAAUCGUGUGCGAGAAGGCGUUCUUCAUCAAACUCGCCACUUCCGACGUCGACAUUCUGAGUGUGGAUCAGAUGAAAGUGCUGAAGAAAUACGUGGAACGUGUCGAGUUUAAUGCGAACAAACUCGAGCACGAGUCCCUUGUUUGCGCGUGUCUCUGCCGAUGGAUCAGUGCGUUUUUGGAGCUGGCCGCGUGAGCACUACUUUAUGAUCUUUCUAAAUACUGGUAACGCUCUCAGAACGUGGCGAGUGAUGGAGGAGCAAGUGGAGGAGGGCAAAGAGCUCCGCGAGCAGAUUCGGAAGACUGAGGAGAAGUGUGCGAGCGAGAGCGGCGAGUUGGAGCAGUUGAAGAAGGAUGUCGAUAAAGUGGGGCGUAGCACGGUCUCGAGAUCCGACAAUGGGCGCAAGUUCGCCCCGCCCGCCCAAUAGAGCGAUACAUUGGCGCGAAAUUCAAAUUUUAACAGCAAAAUUUGUGUUUUUUGCCAGAAUUUCAGUUGCUUUUCGGUAGUUUUAGCGGUUCGAGUGCUCAAAAUGCUUGUACUUACGUGAUUCAUCAUUCUUAAAAUUAAUUCUGUCUGAAAACGGUCAAGAAAGCGCAAAAUGAAAAGUGCGGUUUUUAGGCGGCAAAGGCGAAAAAGCAAAGUCGGCGAAAAAUGCGCCAAAACGUCAUUAAUUCUGAGAAUUAGUGUGUUUUCAUGUCGAACAAUCAUUUUUCAUUGCCGUUGACCACAAGAAUCAGUGAAAACCUGCAAAAAUUUUAUCCUGAACAACUUUGCAGUUGGCCAUUUUCGUUCAAAAUGAGUGCUUCUCAAGUUGUGACAGAAUCUUUGCAGCUAACCUCUCUGAUCCGCGAGAACGACCAAAUUCUGGCGAAUGACCGUCGUCUCUGCGACUAUCGGUUGCGAAGUGGGGACUUGUUGGCAACUCUCGAGCCGCAUCGAAAACGAUGGAAGUCACAAUUGAGGCACAACGAGAAGCGGCAGGACGAACUCAUCGGCAACACGCUCCUCUUCUCCAUUCACAGAGCGCACUUGCUUUGCCACGAGCGGAUCGUCACGUCGGUCAGUUUGUCAACAUUUUUUUCGCGAAACUCUGAAAAAUCUAGCGUUCUUUUUUUUUGAGAAAGCAAUUUCAGAUGUGUACCUCGUUGUGCACCGCGCAUCUCAGCUCGCUCGGCGUUGCGUUCGACGCGUCGGUGGCCACGCCCGCCUCGGUCGUCCACCGAAUUCUGCGCACGCUCAAGUCGUCCCGCCGCUUCUGCCUCUUCGUGUGCCCCUCCGAAUCGCUGCUUCUCAACGUGCGCGCCGUGCUGCCCGUUGCCACGUACGUCGAUAUGAGUGUGAUGACGUGGAAAGACGCCCAGUUGGCUUCGGCGCUUCCGAAGCACGUCUACUCGAUCGUUCCGACCGUCUUCUUCAAUAUCCGCGAGGUGCCGCCGCCGGAAAUGUACGAGAUUCUGAUGAAGAGCGAGGAGAAGGAGGUGUGCUAUCGGAAUCGGUCUCUCGAACUUCCCGACGAUAUUCUUUUCGUUUUUGUCGCCGAACAACUCGGCCAUAUUCCCGAUCAGAUUAAGAAAUUGGUAAGUUAUUCCGAGUUUCGACCGGAAAAAAUCAAUAUUUCCAGAUGGAAGUGAUCAUAAUUUCAAGCCCGCUAGACCUUAUAGAUGACGGCAAAAAGGCCGAGAGGUUUGUGGAUAGGAAAAGUUGUUCAUGCCAAAAAAUGUUUCAGAAAUGAGUUGUCAAGUCUUUUGGGCGAGUUCACCGCCGCCGAUAUUCUCGAAUCCCGCGAGUUGACGCGAAAAGCGAUGCAGUUGGCGUCGGCUUCUUAA